CGAUAACGCGAUCAUAACGUUGCGUAAAUCUUUUUUUAACGAGGAUGAAAAGAAAGCUUCCUAUUUCAUGAAAAGUGUGCUGCUACGAUGCAAGAGCGCUCUUUGAACAAGAGAUUAUUUUACAAUUUCGAUACGUAAUAUUGAAACGAUACAAGAGAUUCCGAAAUCACUUGAAUACAGUAAUACUGUUUCUGAAAAUAGAUCACGGAGACGCAAUAUCGCAGAAUUGCCGUCUUUUACGAAGAACUAUGUAAUAUAUGCACUUGUGAAAUACGCUCUGAAAAUACUUUCGUUUGCUUUGAAAUUGUUUAAUCAAUUUUUACAAAAAAAUUGCAUAACAAAUUUGCUUGCUGUGGAACGAGUCGUUAAACGAUUGAGCUUGUUGAAAUCUAGUGGAAAAUAAACGACAUCGAGAAAGGAAACAAAUAGCAGCGCGGUGCUUCCAUCUUUCGCGAAUGCGAUCGAUCGUUCGAAUCGAUGUGCAACGGAACGGCGCUAGCGAAAGAACGUCGGAUUCUCUUCGCAAGGGAGGAGAGAAACGGUUGUGCGAAUGCGUUUUCGCAGCGAAACCGAUUAAACGCUCGAGGCGAUGAUGUUUUGCGGUGGAUAACAGCGUGGAGAAGGCUGAAAAAAAAGGCUACAACAUGUACGGGCGUCAAGGUAACUCGAAUAACACGCAACCACCGCCGUGGUUGGUGCGUGCAGAAGUCACGAUUCGCCAUGGUACACCGGUCACUUCGGAAUCCAGUCAGGUACCAAUAAGCAUGUCUUCAACUGUCACGGAUUCGAGUGGUGUUCGCAUGAUAUAUCGAUGGAAUACCAGUCAAUCAUCUUCAUUACCGACAACUCCAAUCGUCACGACUUCUGGCCCACCCCUAUCCUCCAGCUCGUUCGGUUUCCAACGAGGAAACAUCGUGUUUACUUCGACGCCGCCUCCAAAGCCAAGCUACUUCACGAUUCCAAGAUCAGGCUCGUCUGGGAAUGACGAUUCUAUGUCAUCUAGAGGACGGAGUGUGAAUGUCUCGGACUCAGGCUAUAACAGCGGGCAAUUUUCACCUCAAUCAUACUCGAGUCUGCCUUCUCGUCGUCCUUCCAACAGUUCUUCUCAACAAUACAAUCGUCGAUGCAAGAGCACAUGCAGCAUCGUACUAUCCGCCGUGGAUGCUGCAGGCAGUUCGAAGGAACAGAGUUUCAGCAAAAUAGCAAGCAGUGAAACCAUCAGGCAUUCGUACGACAAUUCUUGGCGCCAUCCCUCGACGCAUCAACAUGUGUUUUCGCGUCAGCAGUUCAGUACGUUACCGGAAGUUUGUGAAGAGUGCUCCGAGGGAACCGUUUCCAGCGUACAUGAUACGCAUUUGUGCAGUAGUGUACAGGAAAAAGUUACGACCAAAUUGACCACAGUCAGUAAAGACGCUUCUUCGCAAACGACGGAUAUAGAAUCCUACGAAUCUUCGUCAACGAUCGUCAGCAGAAGCAAAGUAAAAAAGAAAGCGGCUACUGGUCUCCAUCCGUUGGACGAGCAGAAGAAGAAGAAGCAAGAGAAUCAAUCGCCAACAGUAUCCGAGACCACGAGCGUCGGUCCUUCAGCGGACUCGGAAAGAUCCGAUUCCUCAACGAGAGAUGACAGCGCGAAACGAAAAUCACGAACCGUGCACAUCGAUGUGUACUGCACCGGCUCUGACGAUGAUGAGAACACCGAUACGACAUCUGAGAAUGAAUGCGAUACUCCUAUGACCGUAUUCGAGAAUCCGGACGUGAAGGUCACCCAUACGCAAGUAGCAAGUAACAUUCUGCCCAGAGGAUUUCAAGAUGACAAGGCCUUUUUGAAACGUGCUACAGAACGACGAUGCGAUAGCUUUAAACACGCACCAAUGAGGAUGCCCUCCAUAGCUAGUUCAAAGGGCUAUGAUAGUGAUGACGUCCUCAGCUCGCUUUAUCCUUCUCAAUUCAGUUCUUACAGCGCUCUUAGAGAUCUCGAUUCAGCGCCCUGGUCAGCUGCGUCCUCUAACGCGGGCAUUCCAUUUGAUUAUGAUUCGACUAUUGCUACUUCAUCUAAAGAUACUCUGUCCGACAUAGAGUCUUUGAUAAAUAACGAAGUAGACUUGACCCCUUGUGAUAGCUUUGAGUAUGCGAGCAGUUCGGAUCGCGAAAGAAUACGAAGAAUUGAAGAAAUAUGGGCUAAGACGGGAAGUGAAGGGAAACAAUGGCGUUCACCAGAAGUUGAGCGCAAAUAUUUGUUGCAAAAUCGAAAGAUGAAAGAAUAUUUAAAGAAACAUGAGAUAGGAUGGUCGUCGGGUGACAGUGGCGAGGAAUCUGACGAAAGUGGUACAGUUGGAUGGAGUUUUGUAUCAAGCGAGGAUAAUCAAAGAAUGUUUAAGAAAGUUCCGACCAUACGACGAGCAAGUAAACCAAUCACUGAAUGUACAGACAGAAGCGCUAGUAUAGUGGAACAAGAGCUUUUGAAGCAAAAGAAUUUACAGCAAGAUCAUUCUGAUUCCACGACCCGUAGCGACAGUAUUCCCCAUCCGUACACUUUUCGUAAUCAAAUCGGUUCGUUCGGUUCCAAAAGCCCUUCCCCUCUUCCAUCGAAAGUACCUUCGCGAGUUACUUCUCCCUUUAUGACGCCUCAGGGCGAAAGAACCGACCAUAUUUUGAAGGCCUCGAUAUUCGGCGCGGUAGUGAACGCGUUUCGAAAGCCAGGCCAUCACAUAGGACCUUCCAAGAACCCCUCCUGUUCCUGUGAACAUUGUCGAAGAUAUUUCGAGGAACUGAAUUCACGAGCUUGUUCUGUAAGCGAAUUCGAACGUCAAACGGGAUAUCGUUUACAGAAUGAAAAGAGGAUAUUUCGCCCGAUCCCGAAAAAUGACAAAUCCUGAGACUCAAUACUUCAUUAACGCGUUUUUAAAAGUUUUUAAAAAUUGUAUCAUUAUUAAUAGUAUUUUCUGUUUCUUGGUGAAACUGUAUUGAAAAUAUUGUAAGGUUGUGUUUUGUAACAUAUAACGCGUGUGUUAAGUUAUAUUUAUUGAAUAAAAUAUCAUACUUUUUUUUCUAUUUAUGAUUGUUAGCAUCUGCUAAAACAUUCUGCUGAAUAUAAAGCAUUUAUGUAAACUAACAGAUACACGCAAUUACUUAAUGCUGUUAAUAAACGUUGAUUAUAUUAGUAAUUA
Messenger RNA from Bombus impatiens (common eastern bumble bee), 3167 nucleotides. RefSeq lists its product as uncharacterized. NCBI's taxonomy places the organism in Eukaryota, Metazoa, Arthropoda, Insecta, Hymenoptera, Apidae. The record is from RefSeq and is a predicted model, not a curated record. Bases 645 to 2876 code for a protein of 743 amino acids. The transcript is spliced from 2 exons.